Molecule: messenger RNA, 1740 nt
Organism: Labeo rohita (rohu)
Lineage: Eukaryota; Metazoa; Chordata; Actinopteri; Cypriniformes; Cyprinidae
Product: NLR family CARD domain-containing protein 3-like
Exons: 3
Coding region: 1-1431 (476 amino acids)
Source: RefSeq, a predicted model, not a curated record
AUGAAUGACACGCAAACAUCCAGAGAUGAAGAUUUUUCUCCAGGAUCCAGUUCAUUUCAGCAGAAGAGAUCAGAACCAGAGUCCAGCUGUGUGUCUAUGAGGAGUAACGCAUCUGUGAAUGAGCCAUUAGAUUAUAAGAGUGAAGAUACAAAGACUGAUCUCAGGCAUGAAGUCCUCAACAUGUUUAGAUCAAAUCUAAUGAAGAAGUUUGAGCGUCUGUAUGAGGGAACAGUGACGCAGGGAAACCCAACACUCCUGAAUGAGAUCUAUACAGAGCUCUACAUCACAGAGAGUGAGAGUGGAGAGAUCAAUAAUGAGCAUGAGGUGAGACAGAUUGAGACACAAUCCAGGACAGCAGCAACAGAGGACACAGCCAUCAAAUGCAAUGACAUCUUUAGACCUUUACCUGGACAAGACAAAGCCAUCAGAACUGUGCUGACAAAGGGAGUCGCUGGCAUUGGGAAAACAGUCUCUGUGCAGAAGUUCAUCCUGGACUGGGCUGAAGGGAAAGAGAAUCAGGAUGUCCAGCUCAUAUUUCCACUUCCUUUCAGAGAAAUCAACUUGAUGAAGGACAAAACACUCAGUCUUUCAGAUCUUCUUCAUGUCUUUUUCCCUGAAACUAAAGAAAUGGAAAUAUCCAGUGAUGAAUAUAAAGUGUUGUUCAUCUUUGAUGGUCUGGAUGAGUGUCGUCUGUUUCUGGAUUUUCAGAGCAAUGUGAGGUUGUGUGAUGUAAAUGAAUCAGCCUCAGUGGACGUGCUGCUGAUGAACCUCAUUGUGGGGAAUCUGCUUCCCUCUGCUCUCAUCUGGAUCACCUCCAGACCAGCAGCAGCUGAUCUCGUCCCCUCUGAGUGUGUCCAUCGAGUGACAGAGGUACGAGGCUUCAAUGAGCCACAGAAGGAGGAAUACUUCAGGAAGAGAAUCAGUGAUCAGAGUCUGGCCAAUACAAUCAUCUCACACCUGAAGUCAUCAAGGAGCCUCUACAUCAUGUGCCACAUCCCAGUGUUCUGCUGGAUCUCAGCCGCUGUUCUGGAGAAGAUGUUGAGUCAAGCAGAGACUGGAGAGAUUCCCAAGACUCUCACUCAAAUGUACACACACUUCCUGGUCCUUCAGACCAACAUCAAACAUGAGAAGGACUAUGAGAAAAAGGUGAUGGAUGAAGACAUGAUCCUCAAACUGGGGAAAGUGGCUUUUCAGCAGCUUGUGAACCUGAUCUUCUAUGAAGAAGACCUGAGAGAGUGUGGCAUUGAUGUGACAGAAGCAUCAGUGUACUCAGGAUUGUGCACUCAGAUCUUCAGAGAGGAGUUUGGCUUGUAUCAGGGGAAAGUCUUCUGCUUUGUUCAUCUGAGCAUUCAGGAACCUCUAGCAGCUCUAUAUGUGCACCUCUCCUGGACGAACAACAACAUAAAUGUGUUUGAGCCAAUCACCAGAUAGAAAUUACGGUCUAAAGUGAAGGGCCAGUUUCAACUCUUGUUUAAACAUGUUUCAUUAUCUGAGCUGCAUCAGAGAGCUGUGGAUGAGGCUCUACAGAGUAAAAAUGGACAUCUGGAUCUUUUCCUGCAGUUCCUUCUAGGUUUGUCAGUGGAGUCUCAUCAGAUUCUUCUACAACGAAUAAUGACACUGAAAAGAAGCAGCUCUGACAGCAAUGAAAAAACAGUUGAGUACAUAAAGAAGAAGAUCAGGACCAUUGACUCUCCAGAGAAAUCCAUCAAUCUGAUUCACUGUCUGAAUGAACUGGGUGAU